AUGUUGAAACCAGUGUCCUUUCCUCCAUUGCACCAGGAACUGCCAUGCAUGAGAAAAGGCAGUCUUCAGUUUGAGGUCUCCCCGGCGGCAGCGCCGAGCGGGGACCCGGCGGGGCAGAGAGGGACGGGCGGCGGGGGCACCAGCGCGGAGCUGGCGGACGGAGGGAGCGGGACGCCCGGGGAGCAGAGCAGAAACAGCACGCUGAUCGCGUUACAGGAGACUGUCAAGAGGAAGUUGGAGAAUGCUGGUUCACCCCUAGGCCGUGACCAGGUCAACGGUUUCACCGAUGGCUACCCGCCCAAUAAAAAAGCCUGUGUUGGGGAUGCAUUGGGGGGUCUUAAUGGGGUCUCAAAUGGUACAGUGCCUCCUCUCUCACCUAUGGACUCCAAACGUAAUGUGAGUACCGAUGCCAUGAUGGCCAAUGGGAACCACAGAGCGGUUGGUGCAGAGCACAAUGGGAUGGGUCUAACUGAUAGCGGUGCAUCACAUGGCACAGAGUCUGAUUUUCGCCUGAAAGAAAUGAAGCAGGAGCCGGUGGACGAUAUCUUGCCCUGCAUACUGCCUGGGGGAGGUGGGAAUGGAAACCACAACCUCUUCCCUGACCUCAACCUCAACGAUCAGGACUGGAGUGAGAUUAUGGAGGAGUUCAACCGCUCCGUACCCUACGAGGAAAUCCAGGAGCUCUUCAGUGACAGUUUUGGAGAUCGCAAGGACCCGGAGCUCUCGUCCGCCGGUGCAGCUCAGAGCUUGAUGCCGCCAGAUCUGGUCAGCGUGAAGACUGAAUUUUCCCCCACUAUGGCUCCCUCCGCCUUCGAUCAGGACUCUUGCAACGGUUCACCUCAGUUGAGACCCACCUCGUCUGGGCCUCCGCUUCACACCAACUCCCCCGCAACGGCUCCGGCCACAUCGCCGGCCCUGCCUGUGCAGCAGCAUCCACAACAGCCGCCCAUUCAGCCCAGCAGAACACAUCCAAAUCACCUGCUGCCCGUUCCACCCAAAGACCUGUCCCCCGCGCAGCAACUGCAGCAGUUAGCAGUUCGUGAGCAGCAGAGGGCGAUAUUACAAAGCCAGCUGCAGCACGUGGUUCAGAAGCCGCCACAGCAAAAACCGCAGCAACAGCAAGCAGCGAAAUUCCACCAGCAGCCCAAUCACUCAACGUCUUGGCCCCAAAAUGCUCCCACCCAAAGUCAAAUGGGCGGAACCUUUGGCCUUGAGAAGUCCACCAGCCCUUCUUUGUACCCGCAAGACUUCCCCAACCCCAAGACCCUGCUCAUGCCUAACAAGGGUUCUCCCAAAGCAGGCGCUCCAGAUGGGUACAUGCAGCCCGGUGGGCACGCCAACAUGUUAAGUCACCCAGCCGCACCCACGGGGCCCCUCAGCCACCCACCCAACCCAGGUGCCCAGGUGGCCAUGUUGAACUACAGUAACACUAAACCCCUGUCCCAUUAUGAGGCUGGAGCGCCGGGUGCACCCAGGGGCCCUCCGGCCACACAGAACCAGAACAAACAGAGCCAGGCCAUCCUGAACCUGAUGCGACAACAGCAGAUGCAGAAGCAAAGGCCGGCCAGCAUGAACUUCAGACCAGUACACCACCAGCAUGCUCUGGAUUCGGGGUCCUACCCCUCCACAGCUCAUGUUCCUGGCCAGGGCAACAGCAUGACACCACAGCAGAGCAGCAACAGCAUCCCGGCUAACCAUGGUAGCGCGGCCUACAUGAAGCAGCAGCAGCAGCAGAUGCAGUUGAUGAGUCAGCAGAAGCAGUUCCUCCAGAGGCAGAUGAUGGCCGAGCAGGAGAAGCAGCGGCAGCAGCAGGAACAGCAGCUGCAGAGGCAUCUGACCCGUCCACCGCCUCAGUACCAGGACCAACAGAACCCGCAGGCUCAGCAGAACCCAUUCCAGCAGCAGGUCUCUCAGUUUGCUGGUGUGCCGCCCUGCCUGGCCCAGCAGCACUCCUCCGGCUUCAGCGAACACACCAUCUCCGGUGCAUCUCAACCAAUAGGGAAUGUCAACUCUCUUAGUGGCCCCACCCCUGGAACACAACGGAUGUUCUCUCAGACACAAGGCAUGAUGGGAAUGGGGGUGGGACAGAAUACUGGCCCAAGCACUGGUCCCCCUCCAGCCGCCAGUCAAGCAGACAUGAACCUCCCAUCCUGUGCAGGCGGUCUCGACGUGCAACAAGUCCUCUACGGCAACAUGCCCAUGCAUCCUUCCCACCCCAACCAGCAGAGACCGCCAGUGUCCUCCAUGUCUGCCGCUUACCGCCAGAAUGUUCUGGCAGCCCAGCAACAAGCACACUUGAAAAACCAACCCAAUGCUGCUAUGUUGAAACAACAACAGCAGCAGCUGGCCCGUAUGCCCAACAGCAUGCCCAACGCCAUGACUAAUAACAUGGGCUCUGCUAUGCCCACCUCCAUGCCAACCAGUAUCCAGGGUGCCUUGCCCGCACAGGCCCAGUCAUGGCAGCAGCAGCAGCAUCCAGGUCUCCAACCCGGCUCUGCUAACGGAGGCAUGCCAGCAGGUUUCCCCAACUCUGGCUUCCACAUGCAGCCAAGAUUGUCCAAACUUUCCAACAACACCCCGUUUCCCCAGGGUGGCAUGGGGAACAGUGCAGCUGGUAGGACCCUGACAGUAAUGAAUCCUGGACAGAUGUUGCCUAACAUGAACCAGCAACGGACCAAUAACCCAGGCAUGUCCCAACAGCUGCCCCCUCCUGGCCAGCAGAUGGUCCAGCAGGGGCAGGUGCAAGCGCCGCCUCAAACUCAGCAGGUUCUGCCUGACUUGGGGCCCUUCAGUCAGCCACAGGCCGGACCUAACUGCACCGCAGGACUUCAGUGCAGUCAUGCCUAUCAGAUCAACAGGACAGCCAAUCAGCAGCUCCAGUUUAGCUAUAACACCCAAUCGGGAGGCAGCUUGUCCGGGUUUCCUGCCGAGACGGACCUAGUGGACUCUCUGUUGAAAAACCCAUCGACACAAGAGUGGAUGGAUGAUCUAGACGAGCUGUUGGCCAGUCACCAGUGAGUGAUGGCCAUGGGCCAAUAACAGCCAAUGCUGGUGCCUUUGGUAGAGGAGAAAACAUAAACGUCCACUUUCGGAUGUUUUCGGAGAUGGUGAAACUGCUCAUAUCACUCAGAUCUGCUGUGUUCUCUGUUGAGUAUGUAUAUGGUGUAUAUAAAAGAGGUCAAGUAGAGCACAGAGCCUGUGUCACUGAAGUAUUCUCUGGACUGGAAAUUUCAAAGAGGGAAAUGCUCUACUACUGACCCUGUGGCUCGGUAAAACCACUGAAUUUUCUUAUGAGUGUGAGCUCAAACACUAGUUGAGCCAUUCACACGGUUGUGUUGCCUAUGUGUUUGCUGUAGGCAUGAGGAGGGUCUGUUCAAUGUCAGGAGUGUCUUGAGUCUCUUGACACACUUCCACAGGCCUUAAAUUUGCACUCUUGAAGAUGCACAAUAUGUGAUUUACAGUAAAACGGUCUAAAGCAGUAGUUAACCUCAAAAUUAGCAUAUUUGAAUCAUUUACUAACCAUGUCGGUCCAAACCCAUGUGACUUUGCUUCAUGAGGGAUGUCCAGUCCAGCUCCUGGAGGGUCACCUUCCAGCACAGUUUAGCCCCAACCCAAAUUCAACACCUGAUCCAGCUAAUCAAUUCUACAGGAUCACUAGGAAAUAGAGAUGGUCUUUUUAUGGGGAGAUGCCAUUUGACACUCGCAUCAUAUCCUUGACAUCACUGAAUUGCUGUCAGAGAUGUACGAAGGUCAAUAACAGAUUGUGGAUACCAUAGAAAUUGAGAAGUGCCGUAAACGGAGUUUUCCCCGAUGCAAAACAUUUUCACUGUAAACUCCAAAAAUGAUUACAAAUUCCAAAAUGGCUGUUUAAUGGCAAACAUGUUGAUUCAUAUAGUAAUAAGCUGCUCAUCACAAAAGCAGUUCAUUCAGAGUACUGAAGCCUCUUCUCCACAGACAUCCAUUCAAAAUCAAAUGUGGACUGUGGCCCUCCAGAGCGAGAUCAGACCUCUGCUUUUAGAGGUUUAUCAGAAAACUGACCCUGUGUGUAUUAUCAUUCUUCAGAUUGUCUCAUUUGUAUGUUCCACUAAAGAUAGUCAUGCGAGUUUGGAACGACAUGAGGGAAUAAAGGAUCACAACUUUAGUUGAACUGUUACUUUAAGUUCCGUAUGUUCAUUGGUUAGUUUCUCAUUGACUAAAUUUAGGAAGUAGAUGCUUCGUGGUUUGUUUAAUCAGGCCAUGACCGCUUGAAGGCGUGUAGCUGAGACUAAUAGUGAGGAGGAUGAACUGAUGUUCUGACAACUCUACAGUGCUCCAGUGAAAGUAGAUUGCGUCAUUACACUUUCAUGUUACACUACACUAAGUUGUGUGUUGUUGUUUUUUUCUUCUGAAAAGCUCAGAGCUUCUGUGUUGGUGAGAGGGUUAAUAAUCCUGUUUGUUUUCUCCCUCUGGUGUCUGAUGUUACAUUGAGGGCAGGUCAGGUGCCGGUCUGAACUGUGCUACCUGAACUCUCUCUCCAUCUGAGAUUCUGUGACAGGGUUUCAUGUAUAUUUAUAUAUUUUUUGUAUGUAUGCCGUUUCUAUUGUUCAGGAGAAGAUAGAUCUUAUUUUUAUAUGUACAUUGAUGCAAAAUUGUGUAAGUAUUUUAUACUUUUUAUUAUUGUUCUCUGUAAAACGAGAGUGUUGUGUAAAUAUAGUUCUCUAGAAACGGUCUUGUUUGGUGUGUUUAUUUAGCGUUUUGGGUGAUUUGUGCAUUAGCAACUUAGUUUUGAUGUAAUGAGGUUCAGGAAAGCUUCAGAUAAUACUCUAAUGCAGGUGAACCUGACACGUUCUGAUAAAUGUAAACCCCCUUUAAAAAGCAUCUUAACACACACAAUCCAUGGACAAAAUGAUUGACAAGUCAUGGAAUACAAGCAUGACUGGCUUAAAAUGAAGGAGGCAAAGGCAACUUUUGUUCAGAAAUUGUCAAAUGAGUUGUUACACCAGAUUUUUCAUAAACCUUUGUGGUAAAAACAAUUAGCAUUCAUUUCUUUCAUGGGGCGGUAUUUCUCAUUUA
This is a messenger RNA of Sinocyclocheilus anshuiensis, 5052 nucleotides long. RefSeq names its product mastermind-like protein 1. The record is from RefSeq and is a predicted model, not a curated record. Gene Ontology annotation, biological process: positive regulation of transcription of Notch receptor target. Lineage: Eukaryota; Metazoa; Chordata; Actinopteri; Cypriniformes; Cyprinidae. Gene Ontology annotation, molecular function: transcription coactivator activity. Gene Ontology annotation, cellular component: nucleoplasm. The transcript has 6 exons. Bases 1 to 3018 code for a protein of 1005 amino acids.